This is a messenger RNA of Rhagoletis pomonella (apple maggot), 681 nucleotides long. Its product is annotated as platelet binding protein GspB-like. The record is from RefSeq and is a predicted model, not a curated record. The coding region runs from base 1 to 681 and encodes 226 amino acids. NCBI's taxonomy places the organism in Eukaryota, Metazoa, Arthropoda, Insecta, Diptera, Tephritidae. The transcript has 2 exons.
AUGCAUCACACGCAUCACGCAGCGACAGGCACUGCAGACACAGCAGUAGCGAGUGGCAGCAAAAGUGAAUCCACUGCAAGUGCUGCCAACACAUCCAGCGCCAGUGGUGGCGGCGGCGGCGUCGGCGGCGUUGGCGGCAUGAUGGCCAAAAUCAAUGCGCGUCACUGGCUGCACCCCUCCGCAACGCACUCCGCUUCGACAUCACCCUCGGUAACACCGCCCACAGCCACGCCCUUAGCUACAACGCCCAUUCUGCCACUUGCUGCUGGUACAAGCGCCAGCUCGAGCGCCAUCUUUUUACCAGCAGCCACCUCGGCCACAACACCAACACCCUCUGUUGCAUCGUCAGCAUCAUCUUCAUCCACUUCGGCAACGGCAGCUGCGACCACACUAACAUCCGCCGGCACGCACCACCAACAAUUGCAGCAACAACUGCAACAGCAACAACAACAAUUGAUGACAAGCGAAGAGCUGCGGCGCAAUACAUUCUAUCGCACGGUAUGCGCAAGCUUUCAGAGUGCCAUUCUGUUGCUGGACAUGGAUACGGGCGAAAUCAGUGACUACAAUGAAAGCUCCCAUCACUUUACGCACAUAAGUGGUAGGCAAGGCUCCAUCAAAACUAUUGGGGAUGAUAUUUCUAAUAACUCUAUCAUCAUCACUAUCAUCACUUUACGCACAUAA